AUGGUGUCCACGAAAAGUGUUUACGAACCUAAUGAGGUGAUUGGGCUCAACACAAUAUUAAAAGCCCAUGAGACUGUUGUGUCCACAAAAAUUGGAUAUGAUCCUGAAAAUGUGAAAGAGCUUGGUACUACAAACAUGGCUGAACAGACGGAAAAAGCAUUUCUGAAGCAACCCAAAGUGUUUCUAUGCUCUAAGAAGUCUGGGAAAGGGAAGAGACCAGGAAAGGGCGGGAACCGCUACUGGAAGAGCAUUGGGUUGGGAUUCAAGACUCCAAGGGAAGCCAUUGAAGGUUUAUUUGGUGGGCCUAAGUUACUUGAUUUCGAAGAGCUCCAAAGGAACUACCUUCGCUACGUCAAGAAAUACCAAAGAUAUGAGAAGAGGCAUUCAAAAAUUCCUGCACACAUAUCCCCAUGCUUCUGUGCCAAGGAAGGAGAUCAUAUUAUCAUUGGCCAGUGCAGGCCAUUGUCAAUGAUGGUGAGGUUCAAUGUGUUGAAAGUUAUACCUGCUGGAUCUUCUGGUGGCGGGAAGAAGGCUUUUACAGGAAUGUGAGGCUUGUCCUCCACUGCUUGUGAUGAGGCUGAGUGUUAUGCACACUGUGGGAUUAGAUUUAGCUGAUUUUGCGAGGAACCCACCUUAAUUUUGAACGGCAUCAAUAUCAGUUGUUGGUUGGACUUCUGCUUUUUCUUUUACCAAAAUUAAAUUGAAUCUUAGAGUUUCCAAUUGUAUAAAGGUAG
Messenger RNA from Ilex paraguariensis (yerba mate), 734 nucleotides. NCBI's taxonomy places the organism in Eukaryota, Viridiplantae, Streptophyta, Magnoliopsida, Aquifoliales, Aquifoliaceae. The record is from the annotation of a GenBank genome assembly.